This is a messenger RNA of Acanthocheilonema viteae, 618 nucleotides long. The record is from the annotation of a GenBank genome assembly. Lineage: Eukaryota; Metazoa; Nematoda; Chromadorea; Rhabditida; Onchocercidae.
AUGGUUGAUCUGUUGAAGGAAAAGAUGGAUUGUAAAGCAGCUCUGGCGGAGAUGGGACGAUGGCGAGAAAGCUUGAAUGAGUUGUUGACGAUGGUAGAGUCAAUCAAGCGGAAUACUGAAAACAGUGAUUGGGAUGAACGGAUGCGUAGCUUGUUAGAUUAUAUUGAGCAUUUGGAUCGAGAAGCAACUAUCGAGACCGAAGUGUUAAAGGAGAUACAAAGUCAGGGAAGCGAUGUGGACGUGGAUAUAUCGCGAGAUCGCUUCAGGAAACGAGUUGAAGAAAUUGGCUGGGAGCAGCGGAAUAUAGAAGGCGAAGCAGCGGAUAAGAUAGAGGCGUUGCGAAUGAUUGAAAGAGCGAACACGAGUGGCACAGUCCAGGUAGAGAGAAUUUACUACUCGAAAAAAGAUCCCUACACUAAGAAGGACAUCAAAGAUCCAGUGCAGAAUAAAGUUUGUAAGCAUGUUUAUGAUCGAGAAUCAGUGCUAGCUAAUAUUCAUGAAUGUAAGAAACGACGUCUGAUAUGUCGGUGUCCCGUUUCGGGAUGUCCGAAUAAAAAGCCCCUAAUAAUGCGUGAUAUGGUGACAUUCUCGAAGUUUUACGAUUGUCUUAAAGAUUAG